CCACAUAGAUAUCCAAUACAUACCAAUUUCAUAUAAUUUCAAUUACCAUUUACAAACAAUGACAAAAGUUUAUUCAUUGUUAUUAGUCAUUUUCAUAAUUUUAUCGGUCAUUGCGGUGCAUCACUUUCCUGUAGCAUCCUCUAAACAAUGGUGCAUAGCAAAUUCGACGGAGACAGAUGCAGAACUACUAUUAAAUAUAUAUUUAGGGUGCGAACAUAAAUUCGUCAAUUGUAAACCAAUCUACCCUGGUGGAUCUUGUUUCGACCCUGAUACUCUCAUUAGCCAUGCGUCAUUUGUGAUGAAUGCUUUUUUCCAACUCCAUAAUCGCACCAAAGAAUAUUGUGGUUACAACAAUACUGGCAUAAUCACUAGCACUGACCCAAGUUAUGGUUCAUGUGUGUAUUAUGUAUCUUAGAAAUAUAAAAUUGGUUUUAAUAAUUGAUCCCUAGAACUCUUUGCGGUAUGUGACCAACAUAAUUAUGUAAUGUUGCAAUAUGUGAUCAAAAUUAAUA
Brassica oleracea var. oleracea is the source of this 512-nucleotide messenger RNA. Its product is annotated as major pollen allergen Ole e 10-like. Lineage: Eukaryota; Viridiplantae; Streptophyta; Magnoliopsida; Brassicales; Brassicaceae. The record is from RefSeq and is a predicted model, not a curated record. Bases 59 to 415 code for a protein of 118 amino acids. The transcript has a single exon.